This is a messenger RNA of Trematosphaeria pertusa, 1989 nucleotides long. RefSeq names its product amino acid transporter. Bases 171 to 1853 code for a protein of 560 amino acids. Gene Ontology annotation, biological process: amino acid transmembrane transport. The transcript is spliced from 11 exons. Gene Ontology annotation, cellular component: membrane. Gene Ontology annotation, molecular function: amino acid transmembrane transporter activity. Lineage: Eukaryota; Fungi; Ascomycota; Dothideomycetes; Pleosporales; Trematosphaeriaceae. The record is from RefSeq and is a predicted model, not a curated record.
CAUUGGCACCGCAGCCGAGGGUACCUCAGCCUCGUUCAGUUGCCUUCUUUCAGGGCAGCCCGGUGUCGAAUAAAUGACCGGGCUGCGCCGCGGAUCGCGUGUGCCUGAUGCAACGUCCCGUCUGACUGACAUUGGAUCUGUUUGAGUGCGGUCGAAUUCGGGUUUGAAACAUGACGGAGCGACGCCAUCGAGACCUCAAGCAGAAUCUUCGCGGUUGGCAGAUCCUAUUCGUUGUCAUCACUGCUGUGAUAGGGGCAGGCAUUUUCAGCAAUGGAGGCUCUGCCAUCGAAAUCGCUGGCCCAGGAGGCGCCCUUCUUUCCCUUGUCAUUAUGGGCGUCAUUGCAAUCUGUGUUUCCGAAGGGUUGAGCGAACUCACGCAGCUUUUCCCCGCGCCAAAUGCCAUCGUCGAAUAUGUCCGCGCUUUCAUCGAUGAGGACUUGGGAUGGGUCAUCGGCAUUGCCUACUGGUUCACAUACUCCUCCAUCUUUGCCGCGCAGAACCUCACAGCCGCAAAUCUCGCCGUGUAUUGGGGCCUUACCCGGGUAUGGCAGAUCAUCAUAUUCUACUUUGUCACGCCAGGCAUCAUGGUAGGCAUCAAUCUUGUCGGCGUUGGUACCUUUGGCUGGAUCGAGGCUGUUGGUGGAUGCCUCAAGAUAGCGCUCGUCAUUGGGACAACUAUCGUCUUGUAUGUGAUGGCGGCAGACAUGGGUUACUGGUCUAAAGAUGGACCGAUCCAAGACGGAUUCGUAUACAACCCGCAAUUCAUAAGCAACGAGUACCGCGCUUUAUGCUACGUCAUCCCCAUAGUAGCCUUCGGCUUCCUAGGCAUAGAAACAGUAGCCGUCACAGCGUUCGAAGCGCGCUCCUCAAAGUCGCUCCGUUUCCCAUCCCAAAUCAUAGCCUACCUUACCUUGGCCCUGUACUUCCUUUGCAUGCUCGGCCAGUGUUUGAACAUUUCCUACACGUCGGAUCACCUCCCUCCUAUCUACGGCGGCAUAGGCGACAGCGCCACAAACACUAAUGAGCCCGUAAACCCGGCUUCGGAUAGUGCGGCCGUCGUCGCGCUCUGGGACUGGGGGAAGAAGGGCCUCGCAGGUUUCCUCAAUGGCGCCACCAUUUUUAGCGUGCUCUCUGCGAGCAACACCUCUCUCUACGUCGCAUCCCGAACGCUGUAUGGCCUUGCAUUGGACGUGCCUACGACGUCGUGGCUGGGAAGGCAUCUGCACAGCUUCUCGCUCGUUGUGCCGCAGACGGGUGUCCCGGCUCGUGCUCUGAUCUUCUCGGCUUUGGCGUUCAUCUGGCUGCCGUUUCUGAACUUGAGGAAGGGCUAUGCCGUGCAAUAUCUUAUUACAAUCAUUCGCAUAUCGUCAAGCGUAAGCUGCCUCAUCUGCUGGGCAGCCCUCUCCCUCGCAUACCUCCGAUACUAUCUCUGGCUAAAGAAAUGCGACGAACACCUCGCCGACGACUACGAGCAAUUCAAGCGCGGCGUAAAGACCUACAAGCCCUUCACCCUUCUCAGCUUCGCGCAACCACUCCCAGCCAUCACCGCAGUCGCAGGCUGCCUCGUCGUCCUCGCCUUCUGCAGCGCAACUUGGUGGGACACGCCCGUCACGUUUUCGAAAGUCGCCAUUGGCUACGCUGCUUGGGUCCGCACAAGCAGCGACUUCGCCGUGCUCUCGCAGACGCUCGACCGCCUGAAGUGGUACAAGCCGGACGAGGUGUCGCCGCAGGAGAACCACGAGGAGGCUACGCGCGUAUUGAGCCCGCCGCUGGCAUCGCCGUUUCCGGAGAUGUCGGAGGAGCGGUUGUCGCCGAAGACGGGGGCCGUGGUAACGGGGUUUGGUCCUGGGUAGGAUCUGUAACUUGCGAUUUUGAGAAGUAUGUUUGGGAAGGUGCUGGAGGGAGUGAACAGGUCUAUUUAAAGUCUGAGUUGAGCGUUAGUACACCUGUAUUUUAUGGGGCUUUGAGAAUCGGCCAUUCCAGUAACCU